Messenger RNA from Bemisia tabaci, 1192 nucleotides. The record is from RefSeq and is a predicted model, not a curated record. NCBI's taxonomy places the organism in Eukaryota, Metazoa, Arthropoda, Insecta, Hemiptera, Aleyrodidae.
AGGUUAGAAUUUCCGACCCAGCUUUUGAGCUUUAUUUUGUUUUGUUUUCAAUUUUUCAAUUCAAUUAGUUAUCGUGAUUUUAAUUGCGCAUUCCGUGAAAUUUUGAAUUAAUCUCAUCAACAUUCCGUUUUCAUUUCUUACACCAAAAGGCAACUUUGUUAUCCAGAAUUAUUUGUAAAUGAAUUUUCGAAUCAUCUUACUCAAUUGGUAGAUUUUCAAAUUGAAACUUACUUAUGUACGCUUCAUUAUCAACCAUGCGUAAUACAUUUGCAGCAAGGAAACACAACGAGUUUUGAUGCCAUUGUGAAGUGUUCAUAGAGCUUUGGAUCAAGAAUGGCUGCCAUUAAAAGACCCCUCUUCGCCGAAAACUAUGACGGAAAAACCUUGCUCAUAGAAGAGGUUCAUGGCAGUGUGGCAGCAGAUUUCCUACUCUCGUCCAUAUUGAUUGAUCAAUUUCAAAGGAAUCCCAAUGCUGGCAUGUGUUUAGUUCUUUUUCACAAUACCCUCUCGCACUUCAACAACAUUUGCUCAAAGAAUAUCUUGAAGCUAAACCUCGAUGAUCUGAUUCAGAAUGAAAAAAUUGUUUGCAUACAAGCAAUGGAAUCAGUCUUAAAAACCUUUAGCGAUGAGAAGGAAGACAAUUUUUCUAAAGUUAGUAAUUUAGGUUCUUUUUAUUUUGAGAAAGUGAAUCAAGCGAUCAAUAAACUUAUCGCUAAAAAUGUAUCCCACAUUUAUUUAGUUGUUGAAAGUGUAAGCAAUCUGUUGUAUUUAAGUCAAACUUUCAAAGAUGUAAUUAACUUUGUUCAGAGUUGUCUCAACCUGUCACCCUCCACAUUGAUCGUGUCGUCCCACUCGAGUGAUACAAAUCCUGACCAAAAAUUAUUGCUAGCUUUUUUAAGGCAUUUAGCAAAUAUUAAUAUUAGAGUUUCAGGUCUUAAAACAGGUUUCAGCUCUGAUGUAUCAGGAAAUUUUGUUGUGGAAAAAAAGUCAGACUCCAUACAUGAUUUUAGUGUCCAUAAAGACAAGUUUUUCUUUAAGUUGGAAGAAAACUCAGCCGCAAUAUAUGAUGGUGUUGCGCCAAGCUUUUUAAAAUAGACACAGUACAAAAAAAUAGAGUUGACUCAAUUUUCUUUAACCUUAAGCCCCUUUUCCUCAGGUGUACCUCAAAUAUAAAGCAAUAUUGCAAUUCAAA